AUGACAAAAUCUACAACCCCAAUGAUCGAACAAUACUGGCACAAAGGUGGCCUCUGCGGCGUCAUCUCCCGCGCCGCCCUCCGCACCCUCCAAUUCGUCUUUGCCAUCGUGAUUGCCGGUCUCUAUGGCGUUGACCUAGCCCAUGCAACAGAGAUCAACGCCCGUGCCCCCUCACAAUGGGUGUACGCCGAGUUCGUCGCGGUAGUCACUGCACUGACCUGCAUCGUGCACUGCUUCAUCACCGUCACCCACGUCGCAUGCCAGGUAGGCACUUUCGGGUCGAUAUAUAUCUCCAACAACGUACUGGAUGAGUAUAAAAAGGAGACGUCGUCGAUUCCCCGCAUGCGCGCUGCGGUCUGGAUCAGUCUGGUCAGUAUGCUGCUAUGGUUUGCGACGACUGUUUUGGGCAUUGCGUGGUGCUGCCGGACACGCAAGGUCACGCGGCGGACGGAUCAAGUUGAUGCUGGUAAAGAACAGACCCUGCAGAGGGAUAGUGACGUGGAGAGUGGUUCGAUCUGCGACGAGAUGAAAAGCAUGGUGGCCAUUCCUGCUGCUAUGGUUGACGAGAAGCUCAUCAAGGAGAGUAAUGAUAGUAAAGGAACAUCCGAGACAAAUCGGUUGGAUUCCGAUGUCUCUCCUCCGCCAUACUCUUGA
Messenger RNA from Aspergillus bombycis, 654 nucleotides. Its product is annotated as MARVEL domain-containing protein. The transcript is spliced from 2 exons. Lineage: Eukaryota; Fungi; Ascomycota; Eurotiomycetes; Eurotiales; Aspergillaceae. The record is from RefSeq and is a predicted model, not a curated record. Bases 1 to 654 code for a protein of 217 amino acids.